UACGGGCGACAUGAUGUAACUUGAUGCAAUCUUUUUGUCUUGUAUGAAACGUUACGUAGGAAAUACGUGCGAGGAGAUUAGUAAAUUGUGAUAUUAAUUUGCCAUUGAUUACGCUUUUAAGUUCUUUGUAUUAUACGGGAAACUUUUAUAGAGAGUUCUGUUUAGAAUAUCUUUAAUUGUAGGAAAGUAUUAUUUAUAUAUAUAUAUAUUAAUCUCGUAUUUGAUUAAAUUAUUACAAAUAUAAGGAAAAUUUCCGUUGGAAUACAUAAUAAUGGAUCAACGAAUGUAUAAAAUUUACAAUAAAGAAGACUUUGAUCGAAUUACAAAAGGUAUCAAAGUGGCACAAUGCAUGCAGUCACGAUCGUCAUCCGUUUCAGAAACAGAUAAUGUAGUAACUCAGCUUGAAGAAUUAGUUGUAUCAGAUUCCUUAAGCUGCUCUUUUUGUAAUACUGUAUUUGAGGAUAAAAAACACCAGAGAUUACAUUAUAAACUAGAUUGGCAUCGUUAUAAUCUUAAACAACGUUUAAAUGGUCUGAAGUCAAUUAGUGAAGAUAGUUUCAAUCUUUUAGCGGAUGAAGGAGAUGUAUCCAGUCUUUCUGGUAGUGAGGUAGAUUCUGACAAUGAAGAUGAUACAGGUACUUCAGAAACAGGAGGAUCAUCAAGUGUGUAUACAAAAAAUAAUGAAUCUAUAAGUAAGAAUGAAAAUUCAUCUAUUGUAAAAAGUAAAAAACAGGAAAAAAAGGGAAAAUCUGCAGAAUUAGUAUCUGAUAGUUCAGAUACAGAGUGUAAUGAAGAAAUAUCUAGAGAAAAAAAAAAUCAAGAAUUACUUGCUAUUGCUAAUCGUCAUUCCAAAGUAUUUUUUGAAAAUGACGAUGGAAAUAUAUUUAGUAUAUAUAGAUGCUUACUUCAUAACAAAAAGGAAAUUCCUGAGAUGGACAAUGAGAUGAUAGCUCAAGCAAUGAAUAGUGGGAAGAAAACAUCAUGGACCAUUAUCAUGGUUGGAGGUGGACAUUUUGCAGCAGCAGUAUUUCAAGAUGGAGAACCAAUUGUGCAUAAAACCUUCCAUUCUUAUACUGUUCGAGCAAAGCAGGGCGCUGUACAAACUUCUCGUGAUAGUCGUACAUUGGGUAGUCAUCCAAAAAGUGCUGGAGCAAGUUUGCGUCGUUAUAAUGAAGCAUCUCUCAUACAGCAUGUUCAAGAAAUAUUGGAAUUAUGGACGAGUCAUAUCAACAAUUCAUCAUUAAUUUUAUAUAGAGCUGUGGGACCACAUAAUCGUACCAUACUUUUUGGUGGUAAAAAUCCACCUUUAGAUAAAAAUGAUUCCAGAUUAAGACCAUUGCCAUUUCCUACCAGAAGAGCUACAUAUAGCGAAGUUAAGCGUGUAUAUGAUAUAUUAAGUACAAUGGAAAUAUAUGGUUCUGCAGCAGAUUUUACUGAUUGUUUCCCUAUUUCACCGCGACAACCACCACGAAAAAAGAUUUCCAAAUCUGAUCUAUUAGUUGAAGUACCUGAAGAAGAAAUAAAUUCAAGUUCUAAUAUUAAUGUUACGAAUGAUAUAAAUAGCUUUAAAAAUAAUGAGAAAUUUAAAACAACAGUGCAAGCAUCGCCAGAAAGGCAGCAUAGGAAUUCACGCGCACACAUAGAUAGAGCAAAACCACGUAAAAGUCCAUGUCGUCCUUUGCCUGACAUUGUUAUUAAGUUAGCUCUAACAUCUGCAGAGUCUGAAACCAGUGAAAACAAUAGUUGCACUGAUAAUCGAGUAGAUAUGCCUCUAAUUGAACAUAAUAUGGAAAUUGAUUUUAGAGAACAUUUACUCGCUUUUCAAGAUACUGUACCACGAUAUAUGAAAAAUAAGAAAACUCGUAAACAAAAGAAAAAAGUGAAAAAAAAUCACACAGAUGAGUCUGCAGUAAAUGAAGUAUUACAUAAUGCUAAAGAUCAAUUAUGGACUGCAUGUGAAUUGGGUGAUAAUGAAUUAUUAACUUCUACAAUAGAUAUUUUAUUAACUGAAGUUAAAAAAUUCGAGUCGAUAUUAGAAGAAGAAAGCAAGGUGGAUACCCAGGCAUUUUUAAGUAUGGAAAGUGUGAUAAAGUUGUUAAAUGACGGAAAUGAAGAUGGUAACACAAUGCUUCAUUUAGCAGCAGUUGGUGGACAUUUAAAAUUAAUAUGGGCGUUAUUAGAAAUUGGUUCGAAUCCUUGCAAUAAAAAUAAAAAAUUACAAACACCUUAUGCAGCUUCAAAAGAUAAAGAAACUAGAAAUACAUUUAGAAGAUUUAUGGGUACUUAUCCUGAUAAGUUCAAUUAUAGUAAGUCACAAAUACCUGGACCACUUACUGAUGAAAUAGAACAAGAAGAAAUGGAAAAAAAGAGGCAACAAAGAAAAGUGAAACGUGAGAAAGAAAAAAUAAAAAAACGAGAAUUUGAAGUAAAGAAGCAAGAGGAAGAAGCGAAGCAACGAUUUCUAAAUUUAAAUGAUAAGGAAAAGAGGGCAUUAGUCGCAGAGAAUGUUUCAAAAGAAAAUCGUACUGUUCGAUGCUUUCAAUGUGCUGUGGACAUAACAAAUCAGGUGCCUUUUAGUUACAACUCAAAUUAUUUCUGUUCAAUGCCUUGUUUAAAAGAACAUCGCCUUCAUAACAAACAUAUUCUCUAGUGGAAUAUAUGUUUAGAAUAAAUUUUAUAUGAAUUGAAAUAUACAACAAAAUAAUUAAGCUACGUGCUUUAAUUAUAUAGUUAAACAAAUAUUUUAAAUAAUUGAUGGAAAUGAUUCAUUACAUAAAUAAAAAAAAAUGUUAUACGCAUAUAUUAAAUAUUAAUUUCUGAUUUAGUUUAAUAUAGAAGGACAUGUAUAGUUUUGGGGCGUAUAUUUGGGUAGAAGAAAUAAAAAAUACGUUUUUUUAAAUAUUUUCAUUGAAUAUACAUAAUUGAAUAUCAGUGAUCUCAAUAGACCUUUAUUAAUAUUUAUGCGUUAAAUUGAAACGGAAAUUUUAUAAAAGAUGAAUUAAAAUUGCACAGUUUACGAGAACAUUUGUUUGAAUGCAAGCAUAAGAAAAAUAUUCGCACAUAUAUUGGAAUAUAUUUAUAUGUUUUUAAAUACUGUACUAAAAAAUAAAUAAUUAAUCGAUCAUAAAUUCUGCAAUAUCAGUCCUAUGUUUGUUCAUGAAACUGUGACAAUUACUUACAGAAUUAUCAUACAAUAAAUGAGAUAAUCGCUGCGCACUACGAUUUAAAGUAUAUGUACUGAAUGGAAAAAAACUAUCAAGCGUAUAAUUACAAGAAUUAGUAUCAUGAAUAAUUGGUAAUUGAUGUCGUGAAUUACUUUCAAUUAUUGUAUAACAAUAUGCCAAUUGAUACGUCCGUGAUACGUCAGCAAAAUUAUGUACGAUUUCAGAUUGGCAUGAUUUAAGAGGGUUUAAUUUGCAUGUUACAAUUCUAGGUAAAUCUAAUUCGUGUAGACACAUCAUAUCUGUAAAAAAUAAAUAACUUAUAUUAGCAUGUUUAUAUAUAUAUAUAUAUAUAUAUAUAUAUAUAUAUAUAUAUAUAUACACACACAUAUAUACAGAAUAAGAUAUUUAAUAAAUGGAUACAUCCAGUUUUAUUGAAUUUUAAAUUUAGCGAUAUUUUUAAAUUUGCAUUUAUUCUGACAAAUUUUUUGUAGGCAAUAUUUUUAAAUAUCCGAAACAAGAAGGAUAAUUAAGUUUUCAUAUUUAAAUGUACCAUUCUGUAUAAUUAGAUUCGUAGUACUUACUAUUUUUUGUACCAAUAAAAUCUUUGUGUCUAGCAGUCACAAUAAAAAAUAAUGCUUGACAAACAGAAUAAAAUACAGGAUGAUUCAUUGGAUCAUCACUGACAUAAUCUGAAUUUUCUUCCAUAUUGAUAUAAUUAUGUAUCCACUUUGCUAAAUUGGACUGUGUUUUUUUUACUAAUCUGAAAUAGUUAUAUGUUUUAGAUACAUUAUUUAUAACAUAUAAAAUAGAAAAAUGAAAUAAGUUGCAGAGACAAAUUUAAUAAUUACCCUGACGAAACAAAUGAAGCUGCAGCAACUAAGCUUGCAAUAUAUGAUACAGAUGUAUGUCUCAGUAUAGUCGGUACAUUUGGAUCAGUUACUUUCCUCCAAAGCCAGUCUAGAAAAGCUUCUACAACUGCUACUUUAAAACUACAAAUGUAGAACAUGAUGUAUUGCACAUAUUGACUUGCAUGUGUAGGUAAUAUUAUUGUUUCAAACAUUUUCAAAAUAUCAAGAUAAAGCUUUUUAAGAGA
Molecule: messenger RNA, 4257 nt
Organism: Vespula vulgaris
Lineage: Eukaryota; Metazoa; Arthropoda; Insecta; Hymenoptera; Vespidae
Product: ankyrin repeat and zinc finger domain-containing protein 1-like
Exons: 12
Coding region: 272-2650 (792 amino acids)
Molecular function (GO): protein binding
Source: RefSeq, a predicted model, not a curated record